AUGAGCAACUCGGAAGAUAUCGUGAGACUUCUGGUGUUUUGGGAGCGUGGUGGUUGGGCGUGUAGAUUUUGUUGGGCAGGCCGGGAGGAAAAUACGGUAGUUUCAGCGGGCUUAGAUGAGGUGCCUGAUUUUGGAGUCCAUUCCGUCCGCCAUGCCAGAGAUUGCGGCUAUGUUGCUCUCGAUGAUACACUACCUACCUCAAUAGCACAUCUUUCUCUUCAGGCAAUCCAAAAAAAAAAAGAUUUCGCCUUACCCCCUCCUCCCCUCAACAAAAAAAUUCGGCAAAAAAGGAAAACUUCGAUGAAGAGAAUAUUUUUGUAUAUCAAGGGCGAUUUUGUCUUUGCGCCAGACUCGGAAGAGUCGCCUCUUUUGCAACAGUCCAGUGACCAUCGCAAGACCAACACACUUGAGAGGACCAGUUCUCAUCUUAUUGACAGGCAUUUUGGGGCUUUGGGGUUUAUCUAG
This is a messenger RNA of Lindgomyces ingoldianus, 465 nucleotides long. RefSeq lists its product as uncharacterized. The transcript has 6 exons. Lineage: Eukaryota; Fungi; Ascomycota; Dothideomycetes; Pleosporales; Lindgomycetaceae. Bases 1 to 465 code for a protein of 154 amino acids. The record is from RefSeq and is a predicted model, not a curated record.